Messenger RNA from Alligator sinensis (Chinese alligator), 1023 nucleotides. RefSeq names its product V-set and immunoglobulin domain containing 2 (gene VSIG2). Lineage: Eukaryota; Metazoa; Chordata; Crocodylia; Alligatoridae. The record is from RefSeq and is a predicted model, not a curated record. The transcript is spliced from 7 exons. Bases 73 to 1023 code for a protein of 316 amino acids.
UCUUGAGAAGCCACAGUGAAUACAGUUCUCUCUCUUGGGUGUUCCCCACUUCUCUUGCUCUGCUGGACUUUAAUGCCUCCUUAUUCUGGGCCAUGCGUGGAGGUGACAGUACCAACAAACCAAGUGAUGCAGGAGCAAGGCUCCAGCGUGGAACUUCCCUGUCACUAUAAAACUUCAGUCAACAAGAACUUCAUACUGGAGUGGAGGUUUGCACCAAUCUCAACAGCACCAGAGAUGGGGAAACAGAUUCUCUACUUCACAAAUAACAUGCCGUACACGCUUGGCUCUCAGGCCAGCCGGCUGAGUCUCGUUCAGAACCCUCCCACCACGGGGGAUGCAACCAUUAGACUAGACAACGUUCAUCCUUCAGAUGCUGGCACGUACAUCUGUGAGGUGAACAACCCCCCAGACUUCUGUGGCAGUGGCUCAGGGCUCAUACACUUCACAGUGCUGAUGCCUCCCUCUACCCCUGUUUGUAAAGGGACUGAAUAUGCUUCUGUUGGGGCUGAUGCCACUCUGACCUGCAACUCUGCCGAGGGUAUACCCACUCCAGUUUAUGCCUGGUCACACACUGGUUCCAAGACACCAUUGCCACUGGCCAACAUGGUACAAGAUGAAAAAACAGGGACGCUGAUGCUGACCAACCUCUCGCUGGCCUUUUCGGGGACCUACCAGUGUGUUGCCUCCAACGAGUUUGGCCAUGCCAGCUGCCAAGUGACCAUCAACGUGACUGGUACUGCAAAAGCUGGAGUGAUCAUGGGAGCUGUCAUAGGAGUCCUCCUGGCCUUCUUCCUGUUCGCAGUGAUUAUUGUCUAUUUGUUACAGUACAGAAAGAGGGACAAGAAGGAUUCCCAAUCCACUUACAACGGGAAUGAAAUAAGUGAGGAUGCCACUGCCCCAGGGAUCACGGAAACCUCCUUGCAGAGGAGAGAGAGCGACCCUGGAAACCACUUCCUGGAACGGCCGUCGUCACAGGCAGAGUCCAUGAGCACCACCAAGUCCAGACUCAACAUCGUUGUCUGA